AUGGCCACCAAAGAUGAGUUCAAGGAUGUGUCCGAGGCACACCCGGUACAGGUGCCUACCAACUCCAGCAGCGACAUUCCUCACGACCAUGCCGAGGAGGAGAUUGUAAAGAAGCCGUGGUGGCAUAGUUUCAAAGAACCCGGCUCAGCUCUUCAAAUCAUCGUAGCCGCCCUGCUCGCUAUCGCCAUCGGCGUGGUCGUCGCUACUCAGGUCGACGAUAUUCCGGAGGCUGCUCCCAUCCUUGUUGGUAUUAUUGGCAACAUGUGGCUAAGAGCCCUCAAGGCAAUGAGUAACGGGGGUUCUCUUCUCGCGAGAUGGACUGUCGGGUACUACAUCAUCACCACUCUCAUAUCCAUCACACUGUCUUGUAUCAUGAUGGGCCUCGUCUGGACCAAGCAGUACUCAGUGGUCGGCACUACCCCGCUUGAUCAAGAAGAAGAGGAAAAGCUCAAAGAAAAUGAUCGCAGCAUCCCCGUGGUCGUACAGGAUAUGUUCUUCUCUUUGAUCCCCUCGAAUGUGGUCAAGGCAUUGGCCGAAGACGAAUUACUGGCAGUCAUUAUCACUGCCAUCAUCGUCGGAUACCUCAUUGAAUCCCCUCGCUCGCCCAUCGUUCGCGUUACCGAGGAGAUUGAACGUAUGAUCACCAAGAUCAUCAAAUUCCUCAUCGCGGUGGCCCCUAUCGGCGUCUUCUUCCUGAUUUUGCCCAACCUGAUGAAGCUUGACAUUGGCGAGAUCGGCAAGAAUCUGGGUCUUCUCAUCGGUGCCACCCUGUCCACCAUGCUCAUCCACAUCCUGAUCAUCGUGCCUAUCAUAUUCUUCGCCUUCACCAGGAUGAAUGCCUACUCGUACUGGCUCAAGAUCUCGCCUGCCUGGGUCACUGCAUGGGGAACUGCUUCAUCUGCUGCCACUUUGUCGGUCACUCUUCGAUGCGCCAAGGACCGGGGUAUUCCGUCCACCAUCUACAAAUUUACCUGUCCUCUGGGCUGCCUGAUUAACAUGGACGGCACCGCCAUCUAUCUCCCUGCUGCCGUUGUCUUCAUGGCUGCGACGCAAGGCAUUACCCUGGGCCCUGCCGACUAUGUCAUUGUUGCACUGCUGUCAACGCUGGCCUCUAUCGGUGUAUCUCCGAUUCCCUCGGCCUCGCUUGUUCUUUCAAUCAUGAUUGCUCGCUCGGUCAAUGUCGACCUCACCAACAUGUACGCUGUCAUCGUGGCUAUUGAUUGGUUCCUCGACCGCUUCCGUACCGCUGUCAACGUUUCCGGUGAUUUGUUCGCGUCUAUGAUCAUCUACAAGAUGACCAAGAUCGAGGAUCCGCCUGAGGUUGUGGAGCAGAACGCCCGAGAGGCUGAUGAGAGCGAGAAGGAUGCUUCCAACAAGGUUUAG
Molecule: messenger RNA, 1383 nt
Organism: Fusarium fujikuroi IMI 58289
Lineage: Eukaryota; Fungi; Ascomycota; Sordariomycetes; Hypocreales; Nectriaceae
Product: related to excitatory amino acid transporter
Exons: 3
Coding region: 1-1383 (460 amino acids)
Biological process (GO): L-glutamate transmembrane transport
Cellular component (GO): plasma membrane
Molecular function (GO): neutral L-amino acid transmembrane transporter activity; L-glutamate transmembrane transporter activity; glutamate:sodium symporter activity
Source: RefSeq, a predicted model, not a curated record